Megalops cyprinoides (Indo-Pacific tarpon) is the source of this 4258-nucleotide messenger RNA. RefSeq names its product protein MGARP-like. The coding region runs from base 110 to 2215 and encodes 701 amino acids. Gene Ontology annotation, biological process: anterograde axonal transport. Lineage: Eukaryota; Metazoa; Chordata; Actinopteri; Elopiformes; Megalopidae. Gene Ontology annotation, cellular component: mitochondrion. The transcript is spliced from 8 exons. The record is from RefSeq and is a predicted model, not a curated record.
AGCCAAGACGGGAUUUCUUUUCGUGCCAGAGCCAUUCAUUCAGCUGGUGUGCAUCGGCGCACGCUGCAUAUUCGCUGUCGCAACAGGAUAGACUACCGAUUCCGCGGCGAUGUAUCUCUGCCGAGCGGCCUGGCAAAAACUGGGGCCUUUGACACGGAAGUCAGUAACACAAUUGUCUAGAAAUGUGAUUCCCAUGCGAACCAUGUCCUCGGGCGUCCCCGGCGGCUCGGGGCAGAACAUUGUGUACUUUCUCCUCUGCGGAGGCUCUCUUGCUGCAGCCGUUACCUAUGCUUACAAGACUGUGACUAGUGACCAUGAGCGGUUCAAUGAUAGAGUAUCGGAGAUCAGAGCCAGGCCGAAGACGGAGUGGCAGCCCAAGCCAUGGCCACCCAAAGGUGAAGGAGAAGAGGAAGAAGAGGAGGCGGCUGAGGCGGAAGAAGCGGAAGAGGCAGCCGAAGUGGAAGAGGCAGCCGAGGUAGAAGAGGCUGCCGAGGCAGGAGAGGCGGCAGAGACGGAAGAGGCGGCCGAGGCGGUAGAGGCCGCCGAGGCACCCGAAGCCAGCGGGGAGGAGGCCGCCGUCGAAGAACCGGCAGCGGCGGAAGAGGCGGUUGAGGAAGCCGUCGCGGUCGAGGAGACCGCAGUGGCGGCUGAGCCUGCAGAAGUGGCCGCAGAGGCGGCCGCUACAGAGACCUCUGAGUCCGCCGGGGUGGCAGAGACUGUGGUGGAGGCCGUGGCUGAGGCAGUGGCCGAGACAGCCGAAGUAGUAGCCGAGGCGGCGGAGGAGGUCGCCGCUGCGGCGGAGGUGGUCGUCGAGGUGGCCAAGGAGGUAGCCGAGGUGGCAGAGGCCGUAGAGAAGACGGCUGAGGCGAUAGAGGCUGGGGGCGAGGCGGCAGUGGAGACAGUGGAGGCUGCCGAGGCGCCGGUGGCAGUGGAGGCUGCGGAGGCCGCCGAGGCACCAGCGGCAGUGGAGACAGUGGAGGCCGCCGAGGCACCAGCGGCAGUGGAGACAGUGGAGGCCGCCGAGGCACCAGCGGCAGUGGAGACAGUGGAGGCCGCCGAGGCACCAGCGGAGGUGGCGGUGGAGGCUGUUGAGGCACCGGCAGAGGUGGCGGUGGAGGCUGCGCCGGCCGAAGCCUCUCAGGAGCCCGCCGCAGAGGCAGAGCCUGCCCCGGCUGAGAGCAACGUGACAGACCUGCUCAGCCCCGUGACAGUGGCAGCGGUGGCACCGGCGGAGGCGGGCGAAAUCGCGGCUGCUUCUGUGACAGAGGAGGCUGUUGAAGUAGCGGAGGCCGCGCCCGCAGAAGUUGCAGUUGAGGAGCCGAAAGAGGUGCCAGCGGUGGCCGAACCAGAGGCGGCCCCAUCGGAAAGCGUGGCUCAGGAAGUCACUCCUGUUGCGGAGGCGCCCUCUGCUGUCGCGGAGGAAGAAAAGCCAGUCGAAGCUGCAGUGGUAGAGGAAGUUAUAACGCUGCCCCCUGUGGUGGAAGAAGAGAAGACAGCCGAAGCUGCAGCGGUAGAGGAAGUUGUAGCAGUGCCCCCAGUGGUAGAAGAAGUCGUUGCAGUGCCCCCAGUGGUAGAAGAAGUCGUUGCAGUGCCCCCAGUGGUAGAAGAAGUCAUUGCAGUGCCCCCAGUGGUAGAGGAAGUCAUUGCAGUGCCCCCAGUGGUGGAAGAAGAGAAGCCAGCUGAGGCAGCAGUGGUAGAGGCUGUAACGGAGACAGCCCCAGCAGCAGAGGUGCCUGCGGCAGUCGAAGUCGUAGAGGCUGCAGCGUCCUCUGCGGGGAGUGAAGUGGAGGGAACAGCGGAGGUUCAAGUCCCAGAGACUGAGACAAGUGCAGUCGUUGAGGUUGCAGAGAGCGCAGCGGUGGAGCCAGAAGCAAGUCCAGUCGUGGAGGUCGCUGCGACUACAGAAGCUGUGCCAGAAGUGGUGACCCCAUCUGAAGCACCAGUGCCCCCAGCAGUGGAGGAGGUCCCGGCGCCGGUGGCCGUAACUCCCUCUGCGGAGCCCAAACCGGCCCCUGCAAAGGAAUACAUAGUGGUCGUGCUGGAAGGUGCGCCAAAGGCAUCCGGAACAUCAAAGGUCUUGGCAAUGGGUCACAUGUCUGGAAGCAUCCCGGCUCCCCCUGACGAUGACGAGCCUGCUCCUGAACCAGAGGUAAAAGAAGAAGCGACGUCUCCUAAAACUUCAGAUGCUGUAGCUGCAGACGAAAGUAAGGAGUAGGAGCCAAGCGCUGAGAGAAGAAAGAGGAUGUGCCUUCCUGUCCGUCCCCCGCCGUCCCUGACACGUCUACCCCUAACCCCCACCCCACUCCUGCCCCUCCCACACACACACACAAUCCCCCCUCAGGACACAACAGUAGUUCCUUAUGCUGAGGAUAAUGCCUGCUUUAUGAAUCCACUCUCACUGACAUUAUGUCCACUCCGCUCAUCUCUCGCAAAGAUAAGGCCUCGCCCAGCACAGAACAGUCUCGGUUUGCUAUUGAUGCAACUGGGCUCUCAUUACAAAGCACAUCCAGAGCACCCUCAUUUGGACAGCAAAUUCUGAUGCAUAUGCCACUUACAAACUUAUAACACUUUCACACCGAUAGUAUUUUCUAUUUCUGACUUAACUGAACCUCUGAGUUUACUUGACUAUGUUUGCCCAUCUCUGUAUGGGUGAAUCACACUACUCCAGUGGAAAAGGUGAUAGUUGUUUACUACAAUUUACCUCUCAGUGUGUCCAUAUUUCUCGUCUGUUUUUCGAUCACCAUGUCAACAGGCCAAACAAAUGUGACAUUUUUAAAAUUGGAGCCAUAUUUCAAGUCUGGGUAUAAAAACACCUAUCCCAAAACAGUUAUGGCUGGUUUGAUAUACAAAAUAUGAUACAUAUUAUUGAGAAGAACUGGACCUAUCACUUCACUACCUCAGUUUUUGUAGCCGCUGAUCUUUCACAGAAUUUUCGAAUGCAACUGCAGUGCUGAAGCCACCAAAAUAUGUUCUAACGUGUUAAUCAAAAAUAUUUAUGUCAGACUAAGUUUUAGAGGCUUAUCUUUGUAAAAAAAAAAAAAAAAGAAGAGAAAAAAAAAACCACACACACACACACCUUGGUCCUCAUGUUUGUUCACUUCAUGAGGAUUUUCUCCCAAGUACUGGUUUGUGUACGCUUGGUCCUACCUCAUUCUAAGUGACGUUUGAAGUAUUUCAUAAGGCAGACAUUACUUUUAUACCUGUCAGAUUUCUCCUAGCUGAAGUUGAGCCUUGCAGUGUUUCACUCCUUGACUUUCUCUUGAUGUCCUUUUCCACAUCAGCAACAACCGCACAAUCUUGCUAGUUCCGCUGUAUUAAAAGGCACCUGGGGUGGUUCUCUUACAAAAUAAAACCCAGGGAAAGUGUGUGGCUGCAUGUACCAAGCAUUUAAAAAUAAGCCUUGCAAAAGCCACUUGCUUGGUGUGUCCAAGUAAACACUAACCCUGGUGUCAGUUUUCAGGUACGUGCUAAACUCAUGACUAAACUUAACGCUGAUUUCACAUUCCAGUCAGAUACACAUUAGGUAGUUAAAUGACAAUUAUACAAUAAACCACUGAUAAUAUUUCACAGAACAGCCCUAGGGACCCUUUGAAGAACAUUCACAGAGCUGAGGGGGAAACGAGCCUGCUAAAUAUUAUGAAUGUGAUUUUGUGAGAAGUAAUGGUAAGUGUUUGAAUGCAAGGCAAUGUUUGCCAGGUCUGUCUUGUCAUGUUGUUCUCCUGUGCCGUCAUACAGAAGGAUUCUAUGAAUAGGGAAUGAACUUGCUUCGUCAGUCCAUUGAAACUGUGUUUCGCUCUGUAACACCUAUAGGCUUCCAGUGAGUAUUCAAUAGAAACGAUCAUUUGAAACUAUGGCUAGUUUGCCGAAGCAUGAAUAAGAAUGCAUAAAGUAGAAAUGUGUUUCAUUACCACUUCAUGGGGAACAAAGGUAAACUAUCGAAGGAUAGGCUUGGUUGAUAAGUAUGAUGUAUUUCGUUUUUUCCUUCGAGAGUAUACAUAUUCGAAGAGCAACCCUUCCUUCUGUGAACCUUUUGCGAGGAAGAGAACUAUACAUACAAAUGGAGUAGGAUUGCUUGUACCUUCACACUAAUUUGUGUUCGAAGCUUCUUGUGGCCAGCGUUUGGUUUUCCCAAGUUACAAGGCAGACACAAGGGAUCUAGGAUAGUGCCGUGUUUCAUUCUGUAAUGUCACUCAUGGCAAAUGCCAUGAGGUGGCUGUAAGCUGUGAAUGUAGACACUUGUCUUUGGGAAAUAAAAAAG